AGCUGAUUGUGCGGCGUGGCUGGAUUGAGGCAUACGAGAGGCCUGAUGGCCUUGCUGCUGCUGCUGCUGUACCUGCGGGUAUACGUGGUGGGCACCCUGCUGUGGUUGGACAAACUGCUGCCCGCUACCAGUUUGGCCCUGCACAAAUUGGGGAUGAAAAUGCAAGUCACUCGCACUGGCAGGCACAGGGAGAUGAGUGGCCCGACCUGAGGGAACGUUGGUAUACUGCUGUUGCUGUUGGUGCUGCUGUACGGAAACGAGCUGAGAAUGUGACUGAGAAUGAGUCUGCGAUGGUACUGCAUGUUCUGAUUGAAGAUAACCUAUGUGCGCGGGGCUGGUGCCAGCAUACGUAUCGAGCCAUUGAUGAUAGUUGGGUGUCUCGAUUGAGAGGGCCUGUUGAGGGUCGUAAAACGAAGAAGUAGCGCCUAUCAUUGCGGAUUGGGCAACGUCGGGAGCA
Molecule: messenger RNA, 457 nt
Organism: Serpula lacrymans var. lacrymans S7.9
Lineage: Eukaryota; Fungi; Basidiomycota; Agaricomycetes; Boletales; Serpulaceae
Exons: 1
Coding region: 46-210 (54 amino acids)
Source: RefSeq, a predicted model, not a curated record